UCCAACUGCAGCAGAGGAAAGUUUUCAGAACACCCGGCAUUUGGUAGAGGAAAGGUCUCUUGAGCUUUGCACAAGGAGGAAUUAUUUGCAUACCGACGCUUUAGCUUCUCCAUGCCGAAGAUGGACCAUGCAAACAUGACCCAAGCCAUGCUUGAUGCUGAAUCCCGCAGCACAGACAAGAACAGCAGCAAUGAGUAUUUUUACAUUCUGAUUGUCAUGUCUUUCUACGGGAUCUUCCUGAUAGGGAUAAUGCUUGGCUACAUGAAAUCCAAAAGAAAAGAGAAGAAGUCCAAUUUGCUUCUCCUCUACAAAGAUGAGGAGAGAGAAUGGGUGGAAGCUGUGAAGCCUCUACCAACCAUAUCAGGGCUGAAAUCUAUCCAGAUCCCCAUGAUGCUGAACAUGCUGCAGGAGAGCAUGGUGCCAUCCCUGUCCUGUGCCAUCUGCUCAAUGGAAGGCAGCAGUGUGAGCUCCGAAUCUUCCUCCCCAGAUGUGCACUUCACCAUCCAGGAGGAAGUGCUGGAUGCUGAACUGGGGGAAGUGUCAGAAACACUCCUUAAUGAGAGCAGCGAGGGAUCUGCGGAAAACAUCCAUAAGAACUCCUAGCACUUGCAGGGAUCCCUUGAUCAGCUGCCAAAGCGUGAGUGGAGCACCCACUAAGAACUUUCAGCUCUACUUUCCUGUUCUCCAAUGAACUCUGAACCAGGUGUCUGUACCUCUGGGCCCAAGGUGUUCCUGAGGGCUGGCAGGACAAAGAAGCAGUGGUACCCAACUCCAAAGUGUAACUUGCACAUAAUUGGGAUGCUUAAUUUCAUUUUUUCCAGUAUUAUUUCUUACCAUAAAAGCUAAGAACAAGGAGAAUAUAUAUAUUUUGUAACAAAGUAACUAUUACUAGCAUAUUCAUAUUUUGGAAUUCUGCAGAUAUCUGGGGAAUGUUCAGGGAAGUUACCCUAAUGCAAGUGCCUGGUUGUUAAAGAUGGUGGAUAAUGCUUAUUCGCACAAAACUGUGAUAGACUAGAAGUACUUUUGCUGUGUUUUUUCCUAUAACAAACCACAGCCAACAGGAGAUUUGCUCAGAGGCCUCAAAAGCUGAAAACCUGUCAAUGCUGUAGUUGAAAGGAGAUUGCAUCAUGGCUGGAGACUGACUUCAGGCACAGAAAGAAUGAAAGAGGAAAAAAAAAAAAAGAAAAAAAAAAAGG
Molecule: messenger RNA, 1196 nt
Organism: Melopsittacus undulatus (budgerigar)
Lineage: Eukaryota; Metazoa; Chordata; Aves; Psittaciformes; Psittaculidae
Gene: KCNE4
Product: potassium voltage-gated channel subfamily E regulatory subunit 4
Exons: 2
Coding region: 112-603 (163 amino acids)
Biological process (GO): membrane repolarization during action potential; regulation of heart rate by cardiac conduction; regulation of ventricular cardiac muscle cell membrane repolarization
Cellular component (GO): membrane
Molecular function (GO): transmembrane transporter binding; delayed rectifier potassium channel activity; potassium channel regulator activity
Source: RefSeq, a predicted model, not a curated record